Vicia faba (fava bean) is the source of this 1233-nucleotide messenger RNA. NCBI's taxonomy places the organism in Eukaryota, Viridiplantae, Streptophyta, Magnoliopsida, Fabales, Fabaceae. The record is from the annotation of a GenBank genome assembly.
AUGUUCCCUGCACUUAUGUCCAAUUCCACUUCUUUCUCAGAACAAACCACUCUCUCUUCUGCUAGAUUAAACCACGUUGUUUCAACCAUUAAUUCCUCACAACUUCCUCAAAAGACCAAGAAAAAAAGAAGCCUCCCUGGUAACCCAGAUCCUGAUGCGGAAGUGAUAGCUUUAUCACCAAAGACACUAUUAGCAACAAAUAGGUUUGUAUGUGAGAUCUGCAACAAGGGUUUUCAGAGAGAUCAAAACCUUCAACUACAUAGGAGAGGACAUAACCUACCAUGGAAGUUGAAGCAAAGGAACAACAAAGAAGUGAUUAAAAAGAGAGCUUAUGUUUGUCCAGAGCCUUCAUGUGUUCAUCAUAACCCUUCAAGAGCUCUUGGUGAUCUUACAGGAAUUAAGAAACAUUACAGUAGAAAACAUGGUGAGAAAAAGUGGAAAUGUGGUAAGUGCUCAAAGAUCUAUGCUGUUCAUUCUGAUUGGAAAGCUCACUCUAAAACCUGUGGUACUAGAGAAUAUAAAUGUGAUUGUGGUACCCUUUUUAACAGGAAGGACAGCUUCAUAACACACAGAGCAUUUUGUGAUGCAUUAGCUGAAGAGAGUGCAAGAAUGUCAGCAAACAUAUUAUCCACUGCCACCAACACUAACACAAACUCAUUAGCCCAAUCUCUCUUCCUCUUCCAAAACCAACAAAGCCACAUCACAUGGGACCCACGUCAACAAAACCCUAACCCUAGCAACCUCCAUCACAACAUCAAGCCUGAAUCUCAAACCUUCCCUCUCCCAUUUCUUCAUCACACGACCAACAAGACCAACAUCAUGGCAUCAUCACCCUUCCACGUCAGCACACAACAGCCUACCACCAAUUCCGCCACGUCACCACACCUCUCAGCAACUGCACUUCUCCAGACAGCAGCAACCGUCGGUGCUGCCGCCAUCACAGGUCAGCACACCUCACAACUCAGCAUGGGCGAGCUCGGAUCGGUCACUCAUCUAGACUCGGUUGAUCACUACAUUAACAACAUGAGAGGCUUCACAAAGAAUGACCAAGGUCUCACGAGAGACUUUCUUGGCCUUACAAACAACGGCGGUGGCUCCAUCGACGUAAAGGAUAUGCUAACAUUCACAGGGGGUGUAGAGUAUGAACAAAACAUGAUGUUCAAGUCACAACAAGGUUUUGGUUUCUUUGGAACAACGACAACAAGUGUUCCCGAAUCAUGGGGGAAUUGUUAG